GCGGGCGCUCCUAGCAAAGUCUUGCCACGACAUCCUUCCGGCCGAAUAUGACAGGCCCGAAAAGGCGGACGUUCCACUCGACGCCGCAUUCAAGGAUUGUUUCAUCUACUUCAACCACUUGAUACCAGCAUCGACGUCGUGAACCAGAUGUACCUCCGACUCGCCAUGUCACGCGGAGCGGCCUACAUCUGCGCGGACAACGAGGACAACAUGGCCAUCAUCAUUCCGAUUCUAUUCGGCACUGUGCUGGUGCAAGAGAAGGUGUCCGCGAUCAUGGUGCAGGUAAUGAACAACAGGCGGUUCACAACGAAGGUGGAGCGUUAUCUGUUCGACUUGAUGAACCCGUACAGGUGCGGUGUUUUCGACAGCAAGGUAAAAGCCCCGCCUCCGGUCAUACGCAUGUUCUUCGCACUUGCUUCGCCCGAGUCGUCCGUGACGAUCCCCUCGCAACGGCUCACCCCCAACACAGGCGUAGGCAGAUAUACUGCGUACGAUAUCUGGUGCGCCGGCGCGCGUGGUUCAACAUUCGCGGUGGUCCAGGAAGACGAGGAGGACGUGCUCGCCAGGCUCCUCGAAACACUACGCGAGCACCGCGAGGUCGCGAAGUUGUAUGAGGACCCCUGGCAUCCAGAGUCAGAGUCAACGGUACAUGCUAUCCGGACAAUGAGCCCAGGUACCUCGACGCAUCGUAGCUACUUUGAGCAGUGGUUUGACCUCGAGGAUUCCGACGAGGAAAUUGAACUUGCAGAGCCGGAGUCCGAGUAG
Molecule: messenger RNA, 765 nt
Organism: Fomitopsis serialis
Lineage: Eukaryota; Fungi; Basidiomycota; Agaricomycetes; Polyporales; Fomitopsidaceae
Exons: 1
Coding region: 148-765 (205 amino acids)
Source: RefSeq, a predicted model, not a curated record